Molecule: messenger RNA, 2304 nt
Organism: Nyctereutes procyonoides (raccoon dog)
Lineage: Eukaryota; Metazoa; Chordata; Mammalia; Carnivora; Canidae
Product: spidroin-2-like
Exons: 6
Coding region: 1-2304 (767 amino acids)
Source: RefSeq, a predicted model, not a curated record
AUGGACGGGCGGACACAGGAGGCCGGGACCCCGCGCCCUCCGCAGCCGCAUCCCGAGCCCGCGGCGCCCUGCGUCCGCCCGACAGCACCAGGCGCGGCCCCGAGGUCGCCCCGCUCCUGCCGCAGCUCCGCGGCCGCGUCGGGUCGGGCCAGCGCCGGGUCCGCUCGGAGUCUGCUUGGGGCCGCGCCCGCCACGGCUGAGCUGGGGGCACGGAGCGGCCACGCGGGCACCGGGCCUCGGGCGCGCAGGAGGCGUGCGGCGUCGCAGGGCACCGCAGACCGGGCACCGCGAACCGGGCGCCGGGGACCAGGGCACCGCAGACCAGGGCACCGCGGACCAGGGCACCGCAGACCGGGCACCGCAGACCAGGGCACCGCGGACCAGGGCACCGCGGACCAGGGCACCGCAGACCGGGCACCGCAGACCAGGGCACCGCGGACCAGGGCACCGCAGACCGGGCACCGCAGACCAGGGCACCGCGGACCAGGGCACCGCAGACCGGGCACCGCAGACCAGGGCACCGCGGACCAGGGCACCGCGGACCAGGGCACCGCAGACCGGGCACCGCAGACCAGGGCACCGCAGACCAGGGCACCGCGGACCAGGGCACCGCGGACCAGUGCACCGCAGACCAGGGCACCGCAGACCAGGACACCGCAGACCGGGCACCGCAGACCAGGGCACCGCAGACCGGGCACCGCAGACCAGGGCACCGCGGACCAGGGCACCGCAGACCGGGCGCCGCGGACCAGGGCACCGCAGACCAGGGCACCGCAGACCAGGGCACCGCGGACCAGGGCACCGCGAACCGGGCACCGCGAACCGGGCGCCGCGGACCAGGGCACCGCAGACCGGGCACCACAGACCAGGGCACCGCAGACCGGGCGCCGCGAACCGGGCGCCGCGGACCAGGGCACCGCGGACCAGGGCACCGCAGACCGGGCACCGCGAACCGGGCGCCGCGGACCGGGCACCGCAGACCAGGGCACCGCGGACCAGGGCACCGCGGACCAGGGCACCGCGGACCAGGGCACCGCGGAUCGGGCACCGCAGACCCGGCACCGCGGACCAGGGCACCGCAAACAGGGCACUGGGGCUCCCCCUCCCCCGCCCCGCCCCCCGCCCCCUCUCGCCCCCAGUCCUCCCCCCCCACGGCCCCGCCCUCGGUUCGCCCCCUCCCCCACCCCCCACCCCCCGCCGGACGGGGCCCCUGGCGGCUGCAGCCUGGAGCUGCGGGGUCCCCGGGGCCACGCGCUCCACGCAAGUGACUGGGGGGGCGGCGGUGCCCGGCCUGUCUCCCAGGGGAGGUCUGCGGGGCUGCGUGCGCGCCUCCGAAGGACUCCGGGGACCUGGGAGCUGGGUCCCGGCCGGCGCGAGGGGCCACCUGAGCUCGGGCGUGGGAGCCUCGGGCCUCGGCGUCUCCCCAGGGCUGGGAACGCCUGCAGGUGCUCCCGGCCCCAGGGCCCGCGGGCGCAGGGGCCUUCGCAGGCGGACGAGGCGGCCUGGCCCCUGUGGGCAGAGCUGCUUGGGGAGGCUCCAGGGGACGCGGCCUCGGGCUCCGGGCUCGGCGGCAGGGCCCCGGUCAGUCCCGCUUUGUGCAACGUUCCACGGCGGCGAGGACGCGGUGAUGGGAGGCUGCUGGAGCGGCCCGAGCAGGAGCGGGUCGGCGCGGCGGCGUCUCGCCUCUCGGCUCGGCUCGCGGGUGGCUGGGGCUCAGGGGCAGAGCGAGCCGGCGGGUGGUCCCUGGGGCAGACGACACAGGACAUCACGGACAAGAAAAUGCCCCAAGGUCCCGGAGACCCUCCCUGGAGGCGGCGGCAAGAGCAGGGUGCCUCGCACCCCGCGCCCUGCCCUUUCCCCCCCGGACCCCCAGGCCUCUGCCCUGCCAGUCGCCUCCCCCGCCUCCCCGACUGCAGCGGCACUGAUCCCCUCCCCUCGGGGCUGGGGCCUGGCCCCGCCUCCGGCCUACAUGAUGCCUCACGGGGCUCGGGGCAGGUGUGGACGCUGCGCCUGUGUCGCGGAGCAGGUGUGGACGCCGCGCCUGUGUCCCGCCCACAGCAGAAGCGGCCGGGCCCGUGCGCCCCGUCCUACCGUCCAUCUGUAAGAAGAGCCCCUCAAAAGCAGUGUGGAAAUGCCAGUGGUGGCGAUACCUGGUGCCCGCGGGGCCCUGGGGGGCUGACUGCCGCGCUGCCCCCACCCGGGCCACCCCCUCUCGGGGCCGCGGGCACACGUGCCCUUGAUGCCCUUGAGCGGCGCCUGCAGGAGCUCGAGCGCCGCGAGGUCCUGGGCCCUGUGGACCUUUAG